Penaeus monodon (black tiger shrimp) is the source of this 2254-nucleotide messenger RNA. RefSeq names its product G-protein coupled receptor moody-like (gene moody). Gene Ontology annotation, molecular function: G protein-coupled receptor activity. The transcript has 13 exons. Gene Ontology annotation, biological process: G protein-coupled receptor signaling pathway. The coding region runs from base 972 to 2123 and encodes 383 amino acids. The record is from RefSeq and is a predicted model, not a curated record. Gene Ontology annotation, cellular component: membrane. NCBI's taxonomy places the organism in Eukaryota, Metazoa, Arthropoda, Malacostraca, Decapoda, Penaeidae.
GGGCAACCCGGGCAGGCACUCGGUGUCUCUCACUCGCAAGGGGCAGUUGGCACCACACUCCCUUGAUCGUCGCCGCGCCAACAGGGAAGUCCACUUGUUAACUGACAGGAAUUGAGAGCAUUCAGCACAUUUGAGCAGACUGACUAAUCCCACUCCAGUUGGUCUGACGAGAGUUGGAUGAGUCAGCAGAGAGGGCUUCGCUGACCUAAUUCGAGUUGGUCUGCCAGGUGACCCCGGACAAGGAGCUUUGGUGUCUGCAAGAGUCAGGAGUUCUUGGCUGACUAAUCCUUCCCACAGCCCAGGAGACAGCAGUGUCAGCAAGAAUUCGACAAGAACUCUCCGCCGACACUUAUCAACAAGAAUCGAACCAGUCCUCUCGGCUGACGAUCUCCCCACUCGCAACCCAAGAGUCAGCAGUGUCAGCGAGUGUCAGAACAAGACCUCUCGGCUGACCAAUAGCUUUCUAAGCGGACGUGACGCGCCGGGGACAGCCACCAGAGUCAGGGCGCGAGCUACAAAUUACCUCUUGUCCAGCGGGCCGAGAGAGGAAGCCACUUGCCUGUGUUUGUUGUUCUUGUUGUAAGCGUCUCGCUUUGGUGUUCUUUUUGCAAAAAAAAAAGAGGAAAGUGAAGAAGAAAAGAAAAAUAUAUAACACGGAUAUACGUAUAAAUAACAGAGAAAAAUAAGAGAGAGAAAGAGAAAGAAAACAAAACAGUAACAGUGCAAUAAAAAGGAAAAGUUAACAGACUCAGACUCGAGUGUGAUUCGAACGGUGCUUCGAAUUUCCCUCACGCCAUCGCUUCUUUGUUAAACCCAGUGCAUUAACCAGCUAAUAAAGUCGCGAUGAACUGAACAAAGACCCAUCCUGUGACGCUGCUACAGAACCCCUAAGUAGUCAGUCCCCCUCGCUACCUGGGAUAUCCGCCGGGGUUGAGCACGUCAGAGGCGAAAACCUACGUCCGGCGAAAAGGAUGGACCACCUAGCCACGCCCCAGAGGUACCCGGAGGGAGGGUAUCACAACAUGACGUGGGAAGCUUACCAUCAACCAGAGGACGAGUCGGAGAUAGCGAAGUGGGUGACGAGAAUGUCCCGCGGAGUAGCCACUUCGAUCGCAGUCCUUUUCAUCGGCUACAUGAUCUUGGGCCUCACGGGGAACUUCCUCACGAUCCUCGCCCUUCUGAGGUGCCCCCGGGUGCGGAACGUCACGGCAGCUUUCAUCAUCAGCCUGUGCGUCGCGGAUUUCCUGUUCUGCGUGUUGGUCCUGCCGUGGGAGGUCUCGCGGUUCUUGGCCGGAAAGUGGAUCUGGGGCGAAGGGUGGAUCUGCACGCUGUUUCCGCUGCUCAGAUAUUGGAAUGUAGCUGUGUCUCUGCUCUCGAUCGCUAUGAUUACCAUUAACAGGUACAUAAUGAUAGCCCACUUUAGCGUCUAUAAGUCCGUGUACAGGAAGGGGUGGAUCGCCCUUAUGAUCGCCUUCUGCUGGGUCUUCGCCUUCGUCAUGCUGCUGCCGACGCUCCUGAAGAAGUGGGGGAGGUUCGGAUUCGACGCCCGCCUGCAGACGUGUUCGAUCCUCGACGACAACAAUAAAUCCCCGAAACAGGUGUUGUUUGGGAUCGGAUUCUGUGUUCCGGCCAUCAUCAUCGUCAUUUGUUAUUCGCUUAUAUUCUUCGUUAUCCACAAAUCCGAGAUGAGGAUGAGGCACCACAGCACGCGAGGCAUGAACGGGACGCACUCGGGGCCUCCUUUGCAAAGUCAGGUCAGAGGCACGGGCAAGAUGGAGCGCGAGGCCCGGAGGAGAAGAAACGAAUGGAGAAUCACCAAGAUGGUUCUAAUCAUCUUUAUCGCCUUCUUGGUGACGUACCUGCCCAUUACCCUCGUCAAGAAUUUGGAUAAGAAGGUGAACUAUCCAGGUCUUCACGUCCUCGGCUACGUCCUCAUCUACAUCUCGUCAUGCAUUAACCCGGUCAUCUACGUCAUCAUGAACAGGCAGUACCGGCAAGCCUACAAGACGGUCCUCCUGUGCAAGCGACCUCGGCUGCCGUCGCUCACGUCGUCUCAUUCAGAGUUGCCCAAAGGGUCGGCGAGUCGCAGAGCGAGGGAAGGCCAGGAACAGGGCAGCGGUUGAGGAGCUGAACGACAAGACGCUCAUGUCACAAGUGUCCCUGUCCGACGCAGCUGCCAUGCCCGAGUGCCAUGAGCUGCCGGAGGUCUUCGUCGACAAAUGAGGAACGAAGGGCGGAGGAGGAGGGUGUUAGG